This is a messenger RNA of Rhodotorula graminis WP1, 725 nucleotides long. RefSeq lists its product as uncharacterized. The transcript is spliced from 3 exons. The record is from RefSeq and is a predicted model, not a curated record. NCBI's taxonomy places the organism in Eukaryota, Fungi, Basidiomycota, Microbotryomycetes, Sporidiobolales, Sporidiobolaceae. The annotation marks the transcript as partial.
GCCUCCUCGUCGCCCUCAGCGGCUUCACCGAGGCCGCCAUCCGCCACGCUCGCGCGACCUCGACCCCGAUCGCGCUCCUCCACCUCGAGCCCGCCGUGACCGCUGGCGGCGCGCGAGACGCGCACGACUGGGUUCGCGCGGUGUCGGCGUCGGCGUCGGCGUCGUCCUCGAGCGGCGGCCGCGGCGGUGCCGUGGCGAUGCGGCUCGUGAGCGCGAGCGCCAACAGGGCGCUCGAGGGCCUGAUCAGGGCGGCGCGCGAGGGCGAGGGCGAGGGAGCGGCCGAGCGCAGAGGGCGGCUGUCGUCGGCGGCGAACGGGGUCGAGGAGCGCGGGCAUGAGGUUGGCUGAGCAGGGACGACGCCCCGUCCCUGCACCGUCGAGCCUCUCUCGACGCACCUGCUCAACAGCCCGCCGCGCCGCGCACCUCGACCCCGACUGCGGCGCAACCCACUCGUCGCUCACCGACACCCUCGACGCCGACGCUCAAGCCAAGCCCGAAACGCCGCAGACACGCUCUCAGCCGCUCUCGUACCCUCGCGUCGGGUCAAGGACUCGUUGCGCUGCGCCCAGAUUCGGCUCGUCAGCUAACGACGGCGCUGGCGGCCGAGCGAGAGAGUGGACGAGCGCGCGGAGGAGAGAGGGCGCGAGGCGGGCGCCGUCGGCUGCGUCUCGCGAGGUCUUGCGUCUCUCGUCUCGGUACCUGGAACAGGGAAUACUCUCGCUCGG